GAGACUGUUGCGAGAUUCAAUUCAUCACUCAUGGGACGUUCGCAAUAGCCAUGGUGCUCGAUAAAUUGACACGGAAGCUUAAACAUAAGUUCCAUCGCGGCAAGAAUGAUUCUGGUGGGUCUUUGAGCACUCUAGACAAGUCUGGACAGUCUUCUAUUGUGCCUCCCCACGGUGCGCCGCCUCAAUCCCCGCACACAAGCCUUGUAGGACCAGAUCUCGAGACGACUCCCGCUCCUGUAUCUUCUCCUGCAGAUGAUGCGCUGAAUCAUGAAUCCUCCACUAAAAACGAGGAGUCCGUCGAUCCAGAAAAGGAUGUCCCGAGCCAGGAAGAAAAGGAACGAGCGCCAGACUCAGAAACAGCAAGCUUCGAGACCCUUCCACCAAUUUCCUCACUCUGGGAUGAGGCUUUCGACGGGCUGGAAAGUAAUAGCGCCACCAAGGAGCUAAUGAAUGCAUAUGAAAGCCUGAUCGCAAAGUCGAAUAAGGGUCAAAAUGUUCCCAAAGAACGAGGUUCGCGGCGAGACCAAUUAGACGUGUUUGUCGAGGAGAAAACCGACGAGAUCGAGAAGGGGUCCUGGAAGAUUCGCUUCAAAGACCAUGAAUUUCUCGUGAAAGACCUCGUUGAGCCGGUGGUGAGCAUCGUUGAUUGGGGAAAGGAGUACGUUGGGCAGGCAGUCAAAGUAUCUACUCCGGCAUCCCUUGCCUGGGCAGGCGUAUGUUUGCUACUUCCGCUCCUCCUGAAUCCUAGCGAACAAGAGGCCUCUCGUAUUGGUGGCCUUGACAAGAUCGCAUGCAUCAUCCGCGAAUGUUCCCUUCGCGAGGCCUUGUACAGAAGUCGGUACGAGACACCCGACAACGAACGAAUCCCGAGUGAUUCCAUUGCGGUACAUAAAGAAUACAGAGAGAGCAUCAAAGUCCUUUACUCUCAGAUUAUAAGCUUCCAGGCCUCUUACGUCUGCUUUCUCUCUGAACACAACACAGCCGUGCAGCUCAUUCAGGAUAUGGUCAAAUGGGAGGACUGGGAUAGCAUGAUUGAAGACAUCACGGCGAAGAACGAGAAUCUCAAAUCCCUCGACGAGAAGUGGCAAGGUCUCUCGCAAGAAGAAGAAUGGAAGGCCAUGACCAAACACCACCAAGAAAACUUGACAAAGCUGGAUGCUAUCCACGCGGAGAUGGAACGGUUCUCUGGGCUUCUGCGUGCCGCUGAAGACCACCAGGAGCGCAAAGAAUUGCUCAUCUGGCUGCAGCAGGCGGUGACGCCCUCGGUUCAUUACGACGCUGCCGUGGAAAAGCGCAGGAAACACUCCACGGGGACAUGGUUCUUGCAGAGCGAUAAGUUUAGGGAAUGGGAAUCCGCAUCAAAUUCGCUCCUGUGGGUGAUUGGCAAGGCUGGUGCUGGGAAGUCAGUGUUGAGCUCAACCAUCAUCCAACAUCUCACCGAGACGUAUGAAGAGGAUCCGUACAUCGCGGUAGUCUACUUCUACAUUAGUGCCAACGACAAGGCGACUCGCAGCGUCAACAACCUCACCAGAUCACUGGUCACGCAGCUCUUUGGUCUCCGACCCGACAAGCCCAAAGUUCUCACCAAUCUCGGCACCUACCAGUACGCAUCGGGUGCUCCGCCGCAAUCCAAGCUUGAGGAGGCGUUGUGCUCGGCAGCAGGAGACUUCACCCAGACGUAUGUGGUCAUUGACGGACUGGACGAGUGUCCGUCGUCUGGAGAUAGCGGAUCAGGGCAGGGAGAGCGCCGAGUGCUUCUUGACCUGCUCGAAACGAUGCAGGCCUGGGAGUUGAAGAACCUUCACCUACUCACGACGAGCCGUCGCGAACACGACAUCGAAAAAGCCCUGGAGGAAAUUCCACAGUGUCAAAUUCUUGAUCUCACCGCCAAGGGUUCUCUAUUAGGAGUUGGUGGUGAUAUCGGUCUUUACAUCGACAAUGAGCUGCGAAGAGGCAUCUUCAGAACCCUGUCAGCGGAUCUUAAGGACAAGAUCAAGAGGGACCUUCUUGCCAAGGCUGAUGGCGUGUUUCAUUACGUGUCCUUACAGCUCGAUAACUUCCAAGCCCCAUUGACAAAGAAGUCAGUAGAGACGACACUGGCUGGUUUGCCCAAGGACUUGGACGAAACCUACAAAAAGGCCUUGGGUCGAUUGACAAAGGAGCAAAGGCCCCUGGCCAUUCGCGCGCUAACCUGGGUGUCCUUCUCUCUGACUCCCCUCACAAUCUUGGGGCUUGCUGCUGCUGUUCCAGUUGAUUUCGUCAAAACCACCACGCAGUCCUCUGACACCACCGAAGAAUCCUACUCCUUGGAACCGCUCAAUCCGGAUGACAAGCUUGAACAUCCUCUUGAUGUUCUGUACCUACUUCCUGGGCUGCAUAAUCUCCAGAGCAAAGAAGCCUUGAGGAGGGCAGAAAGCCGGCUGAAUCCGAGCGAGAAGCCACACCAGGUUGUGGUCUUGACGCACUUCACACUGCUAGAGUACUUGACUUCAGACGGCAUCAAGGAUGAUAAAUCACCAGCCGGAAAGUUUGCGCUCUCCAAAUCGACGGCCAAUUUGCAACUGGCAGAAGCAUGCCUUCGAUAUCACAUCGAUUGGAGCCAGAACGCCUCUUCCCUAGACAGAAACCAGGCUCGCAAAGAAUACGGCCUAUGUGACUAUGCAGCUUCCUAUGGUCUUCGGCAUGCUGAGAGCAUCGGCCGGAUAAACUGGUCGCUUUCGCUACAACGAAUGGUGCGAUUUGUGAUGCAGGACGGAGACGAGCCGUUCGCCAAGCUAAAGUUGCACUCUGACUACAACUCUCGACGGGCACACGAUCUACCCGUCCAGUACGCCGUCGACAAAAGUCUGUUGGAGACAGUUGCGUUUCUGUUGGAUGUGAAUAUGGCCGAAGUCAACUUCCAGCCUGAGGUUGGAGAGGCCCUGAUUAUCCAGGCGGUUAAAAACAGGGACGAAGCCAUGGUCCGUCUGUUGCUCGUGUAUGGUGCUGAUGCAAAAACCAAGACGAGAGCUGGAGAGCCUGCGCUAUGCGAAGCCCUGAGAAACAAUGACCCGGACAUGGUUCAACUACUACUCGAGUUCAACGCUGAUAUCGAGGCCAAGACCGAGAAAGGCGAUCCGGCGCUGGUUUUGGCUGCAAGACAUCGAGACGUGCCCAUUGUAAAAGUUUUGCUUGAGAAUGGCGCGGAUGUGAACGCAAGCAACAGGGUGGGAGAAACGGCCCUGUUCGAGGCGGUUCUCAGUGGAAAGAAGGCUCUGGUGCAAGCCGUCCUAGCGAAGAAGCCAAACGUAUGCGCCCAGACCAGAAACGGAGAAACGGCGCUUCACAGAGCUGUUGUCCAUGGGGACAGAGAUCUAGUGCAGCGCCUGCUCAGGCUGGGAGCAGACGCCAAUGCAACAACCGAGACUGGCGAGACGCCUCUGCACUGGGCCGCGUCGUUCCGAUUUGGAAGUGAUGGCGGCAUAAUGAAGCUACUCUUGGGCAGCGGUGCAAAGGUUAAUGAACAAACCCACCUGGGAGAUACGGCGCUGCAUCUUACAGCAAGGACUUUGGAAUACUCUGAGUUAAAGUUUCGUCUUGAGUACGGCGCGGAUGUUAAUACAGCUAAUAAGGCUGGAGAAACAGCGGCGUUUUUAGCAGCUAGAGCUUCUAGGGGGUGAUAAGCUAUAUAUUAAAUACGGAAUUUGCUAUAUAUGAUGGAUGAAGCAAUUACUCGGAGUUAUUGAGAAGGUAGGGCACCCUAGUAUAUGUACACCUAGAGGGGGAACUAGAAUAGUAAAUUAGAACUGAUAUCUUUUAAUAUAACUAAUAUAUAUAC
Messenger RNA from Ilyonectria robusta, 3817 nucleotides. RefSeq lists its product as uncharacterized. The record is from RefSeq and is a predicted model, not a curated record. Gene Ontology annotation, molecular function: protein binding. The transcript is spliced from 5 exons. Lineage: Eukaryota; Fungi; Ascomycota; Sordariomycetes; Hypocreales; Nectriaceae. Bases 51 to 3659 code for a protein of 1202 amino acids.